CGGAAGUGAUGUUUUCAUUACCCAUCUGCCCCCUUUCGGGUUGUUUGUGGUUUGUUCUGCUAAAAACGCAUUUGUGUGAAUCCAUAACAGGUGUGGACAUUAAGGAGUCACUAUGGGUGAGAGAAAAGGAACAAACAAAUACUACCCUCCAGAUUUUGACCCGGCCAAGCAUGGGUCACUCAAUGGCUACCAUAAAACUCAUGCUCUCAGGGAGAGGGCCAGGAAACUGUCCCAGGGCAUCCUCAUUAUCAGGUUUGAGAUGCCCUACAACAUCUGGUGUGAUGGCUGCAAAAAUCACAUCGGCAUGGGGGUCCGUUACAAUGCAGAGAAGAAGAAAGUGGGGAACUACUACACCACGCCAAUCUACAGGUUCAGGAUGAAGUGCCACCUGUGUGUCAACUACAUUGAGAUGCAGACAGAUCCGGCGACCUGCGACUACGUGAUAGUGAGCGGGGCACGCCGGAAAGAGGAGCGGUGGGACAUGGCUGAAAAUGAGCAGAUCCUCACCACAGAGCGGAACGAGAAGGAGAAGCUGGAGACGGACGCCAUGUACAAGCUGGACCAUGGUGGGAAAGACAAGGAAAAGCUUAGAAAGGCUCUGCCCUCUCUGUCGGAGAUCCAGGACCACCAGUCUGGCUGGAAGGACGACUUCCAGCUCAACAGCACCCUCCGCAGGAAGUUCAGGACCGAGAAGAAGGUUCAGUCUGAGCAGGAGGAGAAGGACAACGCAGUGAGGAUGAGGACGAACCUGUCCAUCCCUCUGCUGCCAGAGAAGGAGGAGGAUAAGAAACUGGCAGCACUACUCACCUACCAGGCACCUGACUCCUACGAGGACAAGAAGCACAGCAAGCGGAGAGAGAUCUCCUCUCGUUCAUGGUUCAACUCCACCUCGGCCACGCCAGGCGGCGCCGCAGGCAGCCUGCUCCAUAAGCUGGGCCUGCAGGGGAAAGAAGUGGCGGUGGCCAAAGCCCUCAGCUCCUCACACAGCCCGCUGAUCCGCAAACGCACGGGAGGACUCGGAGCCAAAACCGAACCCUGCGCCACCAUCACCCGCAGGAAGUCCGACCCCGGAGUCAGCAUGUGUGACGGAGAGGUUUCAAAGGUCGCUAAGACGAAGGAAGGCUCAAAUACAGCGGUUAGACCAACACGAGCGGGUCGGGAAGUAGCAGAGACAAACGACAGUGUUAAAACCACAGAGGAAGUGGAUAAGGGAUCCGUAAAGGCAGAGGACUUUGAGAAGGAGCGGGACAGAAGCAGAGGAGCAGUCACGUCCCUGGUGGCAGAUUACAGCGACUCGGAUUCAGACCCUGGACAAUGAGGCUGUUCUCCACACAAGAGUUUAAUGGGACAGUUUCUGUUUUCAAUGGAUGGAGGUCAUUAAGUCCAUGUGUCAUUUUGUGAGAAUGAAACACAAGCGGGAGAUGUUCAUCACAGCUGCGCUUGUUAUAACCUGCCACUUUUCACAGAUUUUAAUUUGAAGCCGCAGGUCACCGUGUGUCAUGUGACGACACGAUGACUUCAGUUCAAGUAUUGUAUUGGAUCCAUGUGAAAACACUUUAUUGAAAUUCUGUUUUCUGGUGAGAAAACUGAGAAACUUUGGAAAAUUAAAUGUAAAAUACUGUUAAAUUCUGUUUUAUUUCUUGUUAUGUACCUUGUGUUUUUGGGUCAGUAAUUGUUCCACUAUCUUAUAACAUCCAGUGGUGAAUGGCAGGGUUCGCAUUCAGACCAGGAAUCAAAGAAGCUGCCAUUUUUAGACUGACUGUCAGAAAUCAUUCAGUAAGAAAAUCCAUAAUGAGUAUCACCAGUCGUUUUGAGUAAUGACUUCAGGAAUCACAGGAACAGUAUCCUUCUGUUUUAAAUCACCGGGGUGUAAGAUUUAGUGAGAUCCCCCUGAAUCCUACACACCGGUCCUUUUUAAGCAAAUUUCUCUUUGUCAUUGCUUUUAUUCGAUUUCAUGCAGUUCGUUUUGUAGUGUAGUAACGUAGGCACACUAAAAGAAAGUGUUUACACUAAAAAAAGUAAAUUCCUGCAGUUACAUUUAUGUUUUUACCAAGAUUCAUGUUUCAGUUUCAUCAUGUUGGUUUAUGCUUUUUUUACCAUGAAGCUUUGUUGUUUGUUGUGCAGACGCCACUGAGACCUUUGGACAUUUGUUCACAGAUCAAUUCUUUAAAAACUUUUAAGCCGGACUUGAUAAAGAUUUUCAAAGACAGCAGCUCAAAUCUCCACUGACAAUCUGACUGCACAGGGUUUUUAUUUAAGUUUUGAAAUGGUCUUUAAUGCAACACUUCACUGUUUAACUUUUAACUUUUAAUUUGUCUUAUUUAUUUAUAAUUUGUUUAGAAUACUUCACUUUUGGAAAUAAUAUAGUAGAGUUGAUUAAAGUACUUUAGGUUUAGUGUUUUCUCUUUGGAACAGUGACAGUCGGAGUCGAUUUGGCUUAAAAUUGGCCAAAACCAACAAAAGAGAAAGCUCCUUCCGUGAUACAGCGAGUGAUACGUAAAAAUUAAACUUCUUAAUGCCAAAUCUUUGCGAACCCUCGUGAUUUGGGAGCAGAUCCACGUUUGUUGGCCAACAAGUCUGCAGUUUGUUAGUGUCUCUGUUGAGUGUUAUUGAUCGGAAAACGUCCCCCCUCCUCUUUCUGUUGACUGCACAGUAUCUGAUGAGUUAGGAGAGGAGGAGGAGGAGGAGGAGGGGUGGGGGUUGGGAUGUGGUAGCUGACCGUCUCUCUCCGGUGGCCACAGUCCACUCAGACUCCAGGUGAGUCAACAUGGGUCAGUGGAGGCUGCACAACAUUUUACUUCUCUUGCUUCUCUGCAAAUCCAAUGCACAGUUUGACAGUUUGAGAAGGUAACCCGCGUCACUUCUCCUCCUUUCUUUGUUUAUAUCCGAUAUCUUCAGUUUUCUUUACUAAUGAAGCUGUGUUCUUUACAGAGGGUCCUGGCGUAACAGGUAUGUAAGAUGUGUAUGAGUGCAGAGAGAUCAUUUAUGCAGUUGCAACCUUUCGUGUCUUUAACACAAGUUAUUAUUUCUGAAUCUGCCCCCAGAGCUGUAUCCCUUAAUGAAUACCUUGGUCUCAGGGAGUAAGUAACCAAGGCUUCACGCGUCUUAACAGAACUUUCAGAUUGAAUGUGUUUAAUUCACCACUGCAUCAAUUCAGUUUUGCUUGAACAAACAAUUUAAAAGGGUUUGACCAACUGAUUUUUGCUGGACGAUGCCGAUUCUGAAAAUUUUCGACUGAUCUUCAUGGUGGCUGCUUUUAUAAUUUUUCCUUCGAUUUUCAGAUUUCAACCGAAAAUAUAUUUUCUCUAGUAAAAUCCUGAGUAAUGAUUUUGUUGUUGCUGUGGGAUCAAUGACACACAUACACUGAGUGUGACAGAACAGAUUAAAUACUACUAAAAACA
Messenger RNA from Seriola aureovittata, 3401 nucleotides. RefSeq names its product YJU2 splicing factor homolog B (gene yju2b). NCBI's taxonomy places the organism in Eukaryota, Metazoa, Chordata, Actinopteri, Carangiformes, Carangidae. Gene Ontology annotation, biological process: mRNA splicing, via spliceosome. The record is from RefSeq and is a predicted model, not a curated record. Gene Ontology annotation, cellular component: post-mRNA release spliceosomal complex; U2-type spliceosomal complex. The transcript is spliced from 10 exons. The coding region runs from base 113 to 1318 and encodes 401 amino acids.